Molecule: messenger RNA, 2100 nt
Organism: Conger conger (European conger)
Lineage: Eukaryota; Metazoa; Chordata; Actinopteri; Anguilliformes; Congridae
Gene: gyg2
Product: glycogenin 2
Exons: 9
Coding region: 652-1872 (406 amino acids)
Cellular component (GO): cytoplasm
Molecular function (GO): glycosyltransferase activity
Source: RefSeq, a predicted model, not a curated record
UCCAUUCGUGGAUUUCAUUCAUGAUAAUGUGUGGUGUCUUAUCAAACGGAAACCAUGCCAAAUCAGUUGUGAAUCAUGUUUUGGUCAUCCAACAUUGGAGGCGGUGUGACCGGUGACCAAUGCCCAGCCCAGUAGAGUCAGAUGACCAUUCACAGAGCAGCAUGUGGGGCAGACUUGGUCUUGGCCAACCUAUGAAAACACAGAGAAACGUUCACUGUUUACCAGCCUGCUUCACAACAGACAGGACGACGAAGACCACAAGGCCAGUUUUCAACCCUACAGAGGCCUAAAAAGACAGCUUUCAGACAGCAGAACCUCAGAAAUGUUCAUAGCUAUGCCUUUGCAAUACAGUAUAUACUGUUUUCUCUGCUAUAAAUCUGCAUCUAUGUUAUAGUUUUGUGUUAACAUAACAUAAGCUCAACACUGGCUACAAAGAGAUUGGAUUUUGUCUGCGGGACUGGAGUAGCGUAGUUCUUGGAAUCCCAAACUGAUUUAGAAGUAUUCAUUUUGUUAUGUCGUGUUUUAAUGUGUUACGAAUUAUAACAUGGACAUUGUGUCUCUGAAAAAACUGUAGCCUCUGCACCUGUUGUAUGUCAGGUGGCUAUUUUUGUUCUAGAAAAAGAUUUGUGUUGGAUUUCAAGGUUUGAUAGCAUGCCAGUAACAGACCAGGCUUUUGUCACCCUGGCCACUAAUGACAUGUACAGCCAGGGGGCGCUAGUCCUAGGGAAGUGCUUGCGCCGGCACGAGACCUCCCGACUGACCGUGGUGAUGGUCACCUUGCACGUUUCCCAGGGUGCACGGGCAGCCCUGGCGGGAGUGUUCCACCAGGUGAAGGAGGUGGAGGUUCUGGACAGUUCAGACUGGGCACACCUGAGCAUGAUGGGCCGUCCAGAGCUGGGUGUCACCCUCACCAAGCUCCACUGCUGGGCCCUCACAGAGUACACCAAGUGCGUGUUCCUGGACGCUGACAUGCUCGUGCUGUGUAACGUGGACGAGCUCUUCGACCGUGAGGAUUUCUCCGCUGCCCCUGACCCAGGCUGGCCUGACUGCUUCAACUCCGGCGUUUUUAUCUUCCGGCCAUCUCUGCAGACCCACGGCCGGCUUCUGCAGCGGGCCAAGGAGAACGGCAGUUUCGACGGUGGAGACCAGGGGCUGUUGAAUUCCUUCUUCAGUGACUGGGCCACGGAAGACAUCAGCAAGCACCUGCCAUUCAUCUAUAACCUCAGCACCAGCACUAUCUACACUUACUUACCAGCGUUCCAGCAGUACGGGCGAGAGGCUAAGAUCAUUCACUUCCUGGGUGCAGUCAAGCCCUGGCAUUGCACGUAUGACCAUCAGAAGGGGGAGGUUUCCCUGGGAGAUGGGUCGCUGUGUCACCCGAUGCUCAGCCCGUUUCUGAAGCAGUGGUGGGCGGAGUACUGGAGGCCUGGAGCACCAUCUUUUACACAGGCAGACGUCUGGCAGAGCCCCGAGGCACACCAUCAAAAGGCGGGAAGCAUUGGGACGACACACCAAGAGGAUUUGUCUCUGCAUGUAGAGCAGCCUUCUACACCCACAGCAUCAAAGGAAACGGGGACGCACAGCGCAGACACACCUCCGGCGAAUGAGGGCGCAACUUCUGACUGGACACACCCCCUGGACCCACCUCCAGUUGAGGAAGGCGGCUCCUUUGGUUCAGGAGCCUUGGAGAGCAGCCAAUCAGAAGAGCCUGUUUUGGAGCUGUCUGCCUCCAUCGCUGAGGUGGCCAUCCACCGCACAGCAGAGGAGGAAGACCAGGAGCACAAACGCCAAUGGGAGGAGGGCUGUGCCGACUACCUGGGGAAGGAUGCUUUUGACAACAUCAGGAAAAAACUGGACAAAUUCCUUAAGUAGCUGACUAUGUAGAAGCACGCACCUAACCACACACACUGAGAUGAAAAUAAGGAAAGCAGCACUGCUGAACUGUUGAAACUGUCUUGUGCAAUGGACAGAAUUCAUGCUUUGAACAGGAAUGAUGAUGCAAAUUGUGCUUUCGGCAGCAGUGUGUUAGCUGAUUGACAGUACAUGUCAAUGGAAAUAUCCUCUGUGUGUUCUAUCAUGGAACCAUAUACACACAGCAUA